Molecule: messenger RNA, 1200 nt
Organism: Ascochyta rabiei
Lineage: Eukaryota; Fungi; Ascomycota; Dothideomycetes; Pleosporales; Didymellaceae
Exons: 3
Coding region: 1-1200 (399 amino acids)
Source: RefSeq, a predicted model, not a curated record
AUGUUCGCCGUAUCAACCUUGCACAAACGUACUCCACGGCCCAUUCCAGAAGCGUCAACACGGACAUCACCGCCGACGCGAUCGAGUCUGUCAACAGAAGGAGGCUUUCUGGAGGCCUGGGCACAAGGCUACAACGUAGGAAGCUUAGUCAUUUUGAUCCUGAUAGUGUUCUGCAACUAUCGAUCUGGCAUAUGGCUGCAUAAACUCAUCUUGCUCGAGCUUGUUCUCGCCCUCUGGCACGGGACCUUCAUCUUUGUCGAGGAUCCUUGGUAUGGAUGGUACCUCUCCGCGACGGCAACCUUGCUGUUCAUCUCAUACUUCCUCCACAACGUUGUCGCUUGGCUCAAGAUUCGACCGUUCCUCCCCCAAUGGGGUUCGCGCUUUUUCAUCAUCACGCUGCUCUGCGUUCAACCUUUCUGGGUCGCCGAAGCCUGGUCUAACUUCUCCUACUUCAACGGACUUGGCUCGGACGCCAACGUCCGGAUGCGCCCUUGGGAAGCUCUAGUACGCGACCCUUGGUGGAUAUUUACAACUUGGAAAUUGAUCGAUGCGAUCAAGAAGACGUACGGAUUCAAGAUCUGGGCUUUGAUCCGAAUCAAUUCGAGAUUCGGCAUCAUGUUGUUGUGCAUGUUCCUCUCCAUAGCCUUUCUUCUCACAGACGCUGCCAUCUCCGCCGCUCGCGUGACAGCUAGCAGUGGGAUCAACCCAUACUGGCGCUUCGCUCUGGUCUUCAAAUGCGCUUCCGACACCAUCUUCCUCGACGACUUUAAGUCCGUGCUUGACAACAUCGUACAUCGCAAAUUUAGCUCCGCAAACGGCAACAUGCAUCGCGGAUCAAUCGUUGGCAUAAGCAGCAGCCACGACGUACGGAAACGCUCGCACUCGUCCCGUGGCGACGAAUUUAUUGAAUGCAUCUCGCUCGAGGCGCCGCCUAGUCUGCAAAAGGUCUCGACGCCAGAACCGAGUGCAGUCCAGUCACGCUUCAGAAACCCGUUUGCUACCGGCAAAAAAAGGAAUGUCAUCCCGGAAAUACACAUUGAGCAGGAGAUGAGUGUGGCAACAGAGAUGAGGCAUACGAGUCAGGACAGCUGGACGAGCGAGAGUCCUAUGAUACCAAAACCGGCACAUACUGUUUACGGCAACCACAGCCUGGUGGCUAGCGAGAGUGAUGGAAGCUUGUUGAUUGGGAGACUUGUGUGA